Molecule: messenger RNA, 1053 nt
Organism: Cutaneotrichosporon cavernicola
Lineage: Eukaryota; Fungi; Basidiomycota; Tremellomycetes; Trichosporonales; Trichosporonaceae
Exons: 2
Coding region: 1-1053 (350 amino acids)
Source: RefSeq, a predicted model, not a curated record
AUGCCCAUGACACUCGACUACGGCGCUUACCCGCACAUCCUCGAGGCGGUUGUGAAUUAUGCGGACCGCGCCGCCCUUCUAGCCCUCCGCCCAGUCUCAUCGCCUGUCCGAGCCCUCGCCGAAGCACGCCUCUUCCAGCACGUCGCUGUCGCUCUCGACCCGUCGUACGACCCACCAGUCGUCGUACUCGUCGAACCCAUACCGCCUCAUCGCCGCCUCCCCUUCCUGGUACCCAAGCUGCACCAGCACCAGAUCCUGCUUCCUUUUGCCACCGCCACGUGGGAGGCGAGUGUGCGCGCGAUGCGCAUCGUUGAUGUGCACGUGGGCCCCGAGACUGAGGCGCUGCGGCACCUAAUUGCCCUCCUCCCAUCUGAGAGUGUGCGACUCAUGCGCCGACGUGAGCUCGGUGGUCGCCACGAGGCCGAAGACGUCCUCACCAAGCUCCAGGCACCGACUGCCGUUGGCUACCUGGAUUUCCUUGCAAAGUGGCCACCACAGAUGACCAUCACGAGUGCCAACAUGCGUCGAGUCGUCGUUCACGUACCUCUUGAGGCUAUGCGGUAUCCGUGGAUCAUUCGACCUCGUGAGGGUCAUGGAUGCCGUGAGGCCGUCAUCGUCCUCGACGCGCAGCAACCAAACGUCCCGCCUGCCCUGGCGAUCACAGUUGCGCAGUACCUCUACCACCUUGUGCGCAACUUCUUCAACGGUAGCGGUGGGCAAUGGAGUGCUCUGGGGCCCGACGGCGAGCUUGCCGACCCCAAUACCACUGUCACGGUUGUGGGCAUGGAACGCUUCCGCAACGACGUGCCGCGUGCUCUGCGCGAGAUUGCGCGCCUUAUGGGACCAGAUGGCGAGGCCCGUUUGGAGAACCACCUCGUCGGAAUGCGAUAUACCGAGUGGCUUGCACGUGAAGGCGAGGAUGCUGCGCUUGAGCGCCAACCCGAGCUUGUGCCUAUCAACCUACGUGCUGAACCUGCCAAGAUGGCGCACAGGCGAUGCGGCAGGGACGUGCUCAGCAGGGACCUUCUCUCUGCGUGCGGAGUGUCUCUGUAA